Molecule: messenger RNA, 2721 nt
Organism: Penicillium taxi
Lineage: Eukaryota; Fungi; Ascomycota; Eurotiomycetes; Eurotiales; Aspergillaceae
Gene: ura7
Product: small subunit rRNA maturation protein UTP4
Exons: 2
Coding region: 1-2721 (906 amino acids)
Biological process (GO): maturation of SSU-rRNA from tricistronic rRNA transcript (SSU-rRNA, 5.8S rRNA, LSU-rRNA)
Cellular component (GO): small-subunit processome; t-UTP complex; 90S preribosome
Molecular function (GO): protein binding; RNA binding
Source: RefSeq, a predicted model, not a curated record
AUGGAUAUUCACAGAUGUCGAUUUGUGUCCUAUAAUCCUCAGGCGAUUAAUGCCCUCGCUUUUUCACACCCAGCCUCUGCGAGUAUUUCCGGCCGAGGUGUGCCUAACCUCCGCCUAGCGAUCGGUCGAGCGAAUGGCGAUAUCGAAAUAUGGAAUCCCCUGCGCGGCGCAUGGUUCCAGGAGUCUGUAUUGCGCGGUGGAAAGGAUAGAAGCAUUGAAGGGCUGACUUGGACCAUUGAUCCGUGUGAGGAUGACCCUAACAGCUCCCUCAAGGUGGCUGGUAAGCUGCGACUGUUCAGUAUUGGCUACUCCACCGUUGUAACAGAGUGGGAUGUCGCACAGGGACGUCCGCUGCGACACUCUAGCGGAAACUAUGGAGAGAUUUGGUGUCUAGCUGCUCAGCCACGCUGGGUAUCUACCAAGAAUGGCAAGGACGGAAAACUCUUGCCUGCCGCCGAGGGCGAGGAUACGUCCCAGCACCUCGCAGCUGGUUGUGCCGACGGUUCAAUCGUGAUAUUGUCUACUGCAGAUGAUGAUUUGAAAUUCGUCCGCCUGAUGCGCCCUUCUACGAAGAGAGCCCGGGUUCUCAGUGUCACCUUCCAGAACCGUAACACCAUUGUCGCCGGUUACGCUGACAGCUCUAUCCGUCUAUUCGACAUUCGAAAUGGCAAAAUGUUGAGGACUAUCUCACUUGGAAAGGGGGUUUCUGGUGGUCCGAAGGAGUUGCUUGUUUGGUCAGUCAAAUGUCUGCCGGACGGAACUAUCGUGUCUGGAGACUCAGCAGGUGAAAUCAAAUUUUGGGAUGCCAAGAACUAUUCCCUCACCCAACGGAUACACGGUCAUCUAGCAGAUGUGCUUGAUGUGGCCGUGAGUGCGGAUGGAGAAACUGUGAUCAGUGGAGGAGCAGAUCAAAGAACUGUUGUCUAUCGCAAGAAGGGAGGAGAGAAAGGUCAAAAGAAAGCUCGCUGGGCUGAGCUCAUGCACCGACGAUAUCACUCUCAUGACGUGAAGACAUUGGCUGUCUACGAGACCAGGGACAUCAGUUUUGUUGUUUCUGGAGGCCCUGAUGCCACCCCUGUCGUCCUCCCUCUGCGCGAGUUCGGAAAAGAACAUCACCGAAAAUUGUCUAGUCUACCGCAAACUCCCCAAAUGACCUCAUCAUCUGCGUCUCGAUUGGUCAUGAGUUUCUGGGAUAGAGAGGUUAGUAUAUGGCGGGUGGCUCCUGGCCCGACUUCUACGCAAGAUAAUAUCGACGGCCAGAGACACAGACUCGUUGCUAAGGUCCUGGUUCAGGGUGAAGAAAAUAUCACCUCAGCUAUGCUAUCUUCGGAUGGCAAGAUCCUUGUCGUUGCGACAGUAUCUGAUAUCAAGAUGUUUACCGUUCGUCGACGAAAGGGUGAUGAGAAGGGUGCUCUGCGGGUCCAGAAGAUCGAUAUCCCCAAGGCACUAUCAAGUGAAGGUGCACGCCUUGUGGCUAUCUCUCCCGAUGGCAGGUGGCUCUGCAUCAUUCGACCCAACAGUGAUGUCUACGUAGCAAGAAUUGACUCAGAGACCGACAAGCCUCAGGUAUUACCGCACCUAGCCAAACUGACUCGUACCACACGGCGUGAGCGCCACGAAUCACACGUUCACGGUACUUUGGGCGGCUACCAGCGGACAAUCCGUUCUGUGGUCUUCUCCGAAGAUAGCAAAAUUCUGGCCACUGGUGAUCUGUCUGGUUCCGUGGAUACCUGGACUCUUCGCACAGACACUGCAUCUAUUCAAAACGGCCACACCAAGUUGAAGGAUCAAGUAUCUGGAUCUGAUGACGAAUCCGACAGCGAUGAUGAGGACGUCGCGAUUGAGGGCGAGCGAUGGAAUCUAGCUGUCACUGAAUCUUCGGUACCUCAAUUACAGUCUGGAAUCAUCCUGAUGUCUUUCCGGCCUCAAGGAUCCUCUAAGUUAUUGACUAAUGGCGACUCUUCAACUGGAGAAGGCCGACUUAUGAUUCUCACUAGCGAACAUAAUCUUGUUGAGAUUGAUGUUCGCAGUGGGAAGCUGUCGGAGUGGACCAAGCACAACCCCAAGGCGUUCCUCCCUGCUGAUUUCCUCAGUGUGAAAGACCGUGCCAUGGGCUGCUUGUGGGACACCUUUGAGGGCCGCGAACGCCUCUGGCUGUAUGGAACUUCUUGGUUGUGGAUGUUUGAUCUCAAGCAAAACUUCCCACCGCCGGAAGAUUCCAAAUCUGGAAAGGCAGCAAAACGCAAGCGUGAAGCCCACGAUGACGAAGAUAACGACCACAAGAAGCCGAACACCGGUGCUGGUGAUCGUGUUCCUCGGUCAAAGAUGGACAUCCACCUUGGAAGCAAGGUCCGCAAGAUUGAUGGAGCCGAUGCGUCGCAAGGAGAGUGGAUCUCGCUUAAGCAAGAACGUCCGCACGUUCCAGGCGAGGAUGACGAAGCUUACGAGUACGACGAGGCAUUUGCGGCCGCAAAUGAGAUCGCCCUAGCUCGUAUUCGACGAGGAGAACCAACUCCCGAAGAGAAGCAGACGGGUACCCCGAAGAAUCAAUUGGCCAAAUCCAAGCCCGCACGGAGAUGGUGGUCCACUUACAAAUACCGUGAUAUUCUUGGGAUCGUUCCCCUUAUCAACGAGACAAACGAUGGCCUGGAAGUUGCAGUAGUCGAGCGGCCCAUGUGGGAUGUCGAGCUGCCUGGUCGGUAUGUGAAGGACUACGAGUGA